Messenger RNA from Acinonyx jubatus (cheetah), 1962 nucleotides. It is a transcript of the gene STX17, whose product is annotated as syntaxin 17. Bases 116 to 1024 code for a protein of 302 amino acids. NCBI's taxonomy places the organism in Eukaryota, Metazoa, Chordata, Mammalia, Carnivora, Felidae. Gene Ontology annotation, biological process: vesicle fusion; intracellular protein transport; exocytosis. Gene Ontology annotation, cellular component: endomembrane system; SNARE complex; autophagosome membrane. The transcript is spliced from 8 exons. The record is from RefSeq and is a predicted model, not a curated record. Gene Ontology annotation, molecular function: SNARE binding; SNAP receptor activity.
CGCCCGCGCCUGCGCCGUGCACACCAACCGGCCUCGAGCGCCCCGGCGGGAGGUUUUUCCAUGUGAGUGGGGAAGACAGUUGCUGCAAGUAGAAGUGACAUAACAUUUUUCUAGAAUGUCUGAAGAUGAAGAAAAAGUAAAAUUAUGCCGUCUUGAACCAGCUAUCCAGAAAUUCAUUAAGAUAGUAAUCCCAACAGACCUGGAGAGGCUAAGAAAACACCAGAUAAAUAUUGAAAAGUAUCAAAGGUGCCGAAUCUGGGAUAAGUUGCAUGAAGAGCAUAUCAACGCAGGCCGUACAGUUCAGCAACUCCGUUCCAAUAUCCGAGAAAUGGAGAAACUUUGUUUGAAAGUCCGAAAGGAUGACCUAGUACUUCUAAAGAGAAUGAUAGACCCUGUUAAAGAAGAAGCAUCAACAGCAACAGCAGAAUUUCUUCAACUCCAUCUGGAAUCUGUAGAAGAACUUAAGAAACAAUUUAAUGAUGAAGAAACUUUAUUACAACCUUCUUUGACCAGAUCCAUGACUGUUGGUGGAACAUUUCAUACUGCUGAGGCUGAAGAUGAUCCUCAGAAUAUGACUCAGGUAUAUGCGUUGCCUGAAAUUCCUCGAGAUCAAAAUGCUGCAGAAUCAUGGGAAAGCUUAGAAGCGGACUUAAUUGAACUUAGCCAACUGGUCACUGAUUUCUCUCUCCUAGUGAAUUCUCAGCAGGAGAAGAUUGACAGCAUUGAAGACCAUGUCAACAGAGCUGCUGUGAAUGUUGAAGAGGGAACCAAAAACUUGGGGAAGGCUGCAAAAUACAAGCUGGCAGCUCUGCCUGUGGCAGGUGCACUCAUCGGAGGAGUGGUGGGGGGUCCGAUUGGCCUCCUUGCAGGCUUCAAAGUGGCAGGAAUUGCAGCUGCACUUGGUGGUGGGGUGUUGGGCUUCACAGGUGGAAAACUGAUACAAAGAAAGAAACAGAAAAUGAUGGAGAAGCUCACUUCCAGCUGUCCAGAUCUCCCCAGCCAAACUGACAAAAAAUGCAGUUAAAACCCAACUUCAGUCUUAUUGGCGCCAACAUGUCUAUCCUAAUGAGGACCUUUGCUGCUGUUGGACACUCAGUCAGUUUUGGAACAUGAUUAUAUCAAGAUAGUGGCUGUAGAUGUUCAAGUGGGAUUGAACUGUGAUAAGUGGAUAUAUUUUGUUGUUUGCUGGAGUGUUAAUGGAGAUGUUAGAGAUUGAGGAGCCUGGGAUGAGGGUGUGUAGUGUUGUCGGGUAAAGUUUAAAGACUGCCAAGGAGCAGAUUUUCUGCCUGGAAAUGUGAAAAUUGAGCUUACAACUCUGAUAAGACUUGAGGUGUAUGGACAUGAUGGGUUAUGGAAGACUCGUUUAUUCUAUAACCCUGACUUGGAGACCCUAAGGUUAAGUAUCUUAUAAAUAUGUUUGUUUAUCUCCCAAACAUAGGAGAUUAUUUGGCCCAUUGACAAAGAAAAGAAUGGGGAGUUUAGGAGCCUUUCUUAUCAAAUAAGGAAGUCGGGAUCUCACGAGGGGGAACAGGUGAGCUACAUGGUGGAGUCCAUUUGGUGAACCUUAUUGCAGUUUGGUCACCUGUAUUUUCUGGUGACGGACACUAAUAGUGUCAGAAAAUGGAAAGAGAGGUGCAACUUCUCUUUCAGGUAACUUAAUUUGUGACACUGGCUUCUUUUCUGAACUCUUCUUUCUGUCUCUCUUUAAAUAAAGAACACAGAAUCUCAAGUGGUAGGAGACUAUUAAGCCAGUCACUGAGCUUGCUCUGUCAGUCUGUCUCUUAACACCUCAAAGAUCCAGUGGCCUCUGCCUUCCCUCCCUUGUAAUUUUGAACAGUUCUUUGACUUGUGGGGUGAAUUCUACCCAUGUGUAAUGAGGACUUUUCUCAUAAUCUGCUUUCUUGUACUGUCUCCCAUCUCUGUUUCUUUCCAAUCAUCCUUACUUGUAACCUCUAGGUGAAA